GUUACGUCGUAGGCGAACUAAAAUGGGUCAAAUGUUGGCGGCAGACUGGAGACCAUGUGUUCUUUAACCAGCCUUUCGAAGCACUUCAUCAUGAUUGGAGUCUGUGCGACAGGACGAUAAUUGUUGAGUGAGGUGAAAAGACAAAUCCAAGGAGUUCACUGAUGUUGAAGUAAGCUGGAGGAAAGGAUCAAGUUAGCUGCAGCAGCAACAGAGGGCACAAGACAUGUAAUGAAAAAAUACUAACGAAAUUGCUGAUAACAUGAGCUACCUUGAAAAGCGACACAUAAACCAUCGGAUGGGAAGCAUGCUUCACCAUCGUUUCCCCAACGGUUUCACUGACCUAUUAAUGGAUGAGACAGAUCGAGAGGUCAGCACCCUGACUGACAGGGCAUUCCGUAGUCUCUGUGUUGGUGAUGAAGCAGUGUACAAUCAUGAUUUUUUGUGGGGAUACUCGCCAUACAGCUGCUUUAAGCCUUUGGCAGGGGAGCCCUUUAAAACAAAUGUGCAUAGAAAAUCUAAAAAAGCAGGGCAACAUCAAUCUGAUAAAAUCAAUCCUCAGCACUGGAAACAACACCAACAGGAAAACAUAUCCCACAUGUCAUCCUUUCUCAAAGUUCUGCAUACUGCAGAGGAAAGAACUGGAGGUAUGGUUGACUCAAAUGAUGAAGCAUGGGAUAAAUCGACACUUCGAAGCAUAGAACAAGAGCUUUCAGAAUUUUCCUCUGAUUAUCACACCUGUCUAUCAAAUAGAUACUACAAUAACAAUCAGCUUGAUCAAUCCAGUGAUGGUUCUUCUAAUGAAAAGGAUGUCAAGAUUUCAUCUAGGAAACUGACAAAGAUUAAAAAUGUUAAAUCUACGGAAAAGCUGAGAAAACUCAACAUCAAAAACUUUUUCCUUCACAGUGAGUUUAGUCCUUUUGAAUCAUGGACAGAUUUUAACCGGUACCCCUUUGGAAAAGACAAUACAGUCACUGAUAUUCUCUCUGCUGACAAUGUUUCUAAAUGGUACAACAUACCCUCUUACAAGGAGGUGACUGGAUUACACACAACUCAGAUUCUGAAUAAAAAUGAGUUACAGUCAUGUCAGAAAGUAACUUUUGUUUGCUCUGCAGCCAAAGUUCCUAAACCCACUACAACUCCUCCUCCAUCAAAGGCCCUGCCUAAACCUGCUGCACCUCUAACUGAGAAGAGGUGCCUUUCAGAUGGAGGGGAUAAAAAUGCUGCCCCUUGGAGGCGCACUGGAUGCAGAGCAAAAAAUAUGGUUGCGGCAAAUCAACUUGGAAAACCAGCUCAAGAGAGAAAUUCAAAACCAAUGGAUGAAGAAGUUGAAUCUGCAGAAGUUAAGACAAUUCAAGAAGUAAGCUCUUUGGCUUCUACACCAUUUAGCAUCUCUCACCUGAUGACUCCUAUCAUUCCUUCCGGAGAGCCUACAGAAACCCUUCAAACUGUUCUCUCACCCUCUGUCUGUGACCUACUGGGCAGUACUAACUCUGAGGCCAAAGUAACUCCUGAACCUCAGGUCAAGCGGGAAACUUACAAAUCACUUGCAUCUAGUAUCCUUUUUAAAUUGAAAGACAACAGGAAGAGGGUGAAGAGUCAAUACAGCCCAAAGAAAUUCAAAACUCUUGAGCUUAUUGAAGGUGGCUACCAAACUUUACCAUCAGAUAACACAAAUCACCCUCUUUCUGAGGGCAGUGGCUCUGGCUUAAGUACACCUGCAAUUUUAAAAGAUGGGCUGACAGUUAGUCCUGUUUUGGAACAUAUUGUAUCCCCAUCACAUGUCAGUAUUACAACACAUAACAGUGACAAGCCCGUAUCAGAGGAUUAUUUGGUAGAAAAUGUACUGCAAGGUAAAUGUGAAGCUGAUAAUAUCUAUCAUGGUGAGGAAAGCCGCAUUUUACCACUAAAUAUCCCAAAAAAUUGUCAAAGUCCACUUCCAAGAAAGCUAAACUAUUCAUCCCCCACUAUGUACGAGAAAACAAAUCAUGUUAACAGUGAUCUAAAUAAUCCUUCAGGUCCUCAGAGUAACAACGCUCUUGCUGAUACUAAUAUAUUGAAUAAUGGGAGAAAAAGAGAACUCUGUUCCAAUGCACUGUCAACAAACACACGGUUGUCCUCAAUUCCUUUAAAGGUUGAUACAGAUUAUAUGCCGGUAAUUUCACCCCAAACACUUAAGAUAGGGCAGCUAUCAUCUGGGGGGGACACAGAGAUUAAUGCCAAAACUCUAUGGGUUUUGAAACAUAAUAAAGAAGUUGCAGUUCAGCUGGCUCCCAAAGAAGACAAAACAGGUGACCAAACCAUUUGUAGAACAAAUGCAAUCAAAGAUGCAAAGGAAGCCAUCAGUAUGGCUGGAAAUAUAGCUCAAUCAGCAAACCUUUUAGAUAGCAACAGCAACCAUAUACCAGAUGCCAGUAUAUUGAGACAGAAAGAAAUUGACCAGAGAGCUUUCAAACUAGCCUCUGAAAGUAGAGUGGAUAGUUUGGUAACAGGAAACAACUAUGCUUUAUUGAAAAAUGAACCAUGUCAUGUAAUACCGGUUGGUAAAUGCAAUGUACACAAAGAACCUCCACCAGUGCCAAAGAGACAUUUUUCUAAGUCAGAUGCACUGCUUUGCUUGUCUGUAGGUAAGCAGCAAAUGCAUGCUGACAAGGUUUCUAAAGAUGAUUUGCUAAUUGCAAAACUAGAUUUACAAACUGAAGAAUGUGAAUCUGCCCAGGAACAGGGGAAACAUAAACAGGUAUUUUCAUCUAGACUGAACGAUUUUAUCAAACAUGAAAAACAAUCACUGACAAGCAAUGAGCGAGCAAACUACAAGGAAACCUAUCUGAAAAUGAAAGCAAAAAUGGAGACAGAUGAAGAAAUGGAGUCAAUAGCACGUUUAAGAAAUAGUGAGUAUAUUUCUAAUGAUUUUCAGGCUUUAAAAGAGCUGGAAAGAGCACGACUUAAUGAUUGCAAGCUUGAGAACAUGAGGAGCAGACUAGAGAUUUUUAGAAUAGAGAAAGACGCAAAGGCUAAAAACAAUUUAAUUUCUAGGAAGCUUCGAAAUAUAAAGAAAGGUAUGCUAUCUGUGAGAGGAAACGGGUCAACAAAGAAAAACAUAUUUGUUGUGAAGGAGCACGGCAAGCAGGAUGUCUUUGUGAACCAAAACAGAAAUUUAAUUGCGAUAAAGGCAAUUCUAAAUUAUGACUGCGAGGAACUUGAGGAGGUUAGAGCAGAGCGAGAAAAUAGAUGUAAAUUUACAGAGCAGGGUGAAAUUACAAAAGCUGGAGACAACUUUAUUGAAAAAAGUGGUGAAACUUGGUCACAGGAAGGUAGAAAAGACCAUAAAAACUGUAUGUUUAAACCAACUGAAAAAAAGAAUGACAGUACUUUUCCACACAAGGAGAAAAACCUUAAACAAAGAUUUGGUGACUUGAAAAAAAAUAGAACACUACCUGGACCACCUGAGAAAGACAGAUUAGGUAAUAAGGAAGCAGUGCCGGACAUUGACACAGAGGGUAAUAAGCAAAAUUUAAUCUUAAACAUUAAAGGUGAAGGCAUGAUAAAAAACUUAGAUAAUUAUCAUAGAGAGACAAGAUUACCAGAAACAGCAGGAUAUGUGUGUAACAACAGGGAGAAAUACUUGACAAAUGAAAGGGAUGAAGAAUGGAUUGAUGCUCCUCUUGUUGCACCAAGAACCAAAAAAGUGGGCAGAAGGGAAAAAGGGAAUCCAAAUUUUGGAAGCAGUGAGGAGCAAUUAUCUAGAAUCAGCACAGGUCCUGAAAUUAAUGUAAGUGGGGAUGUUAACAAAGCUCUACUUUCCCAGCAUGAAACAUUUGAUAAAGAAUGGCAAGAUGAGGUGAAAUAUACCAGUUUAAAACAAAGUUCAGAAACAGAUAUGUUUACGUUUGGGUUGGGGAACAAGUUAAUGAUAAACACAAGUCUGAAAAUAGAAGCCACAUCUGAAGGUCAUGCUAAACCUCAGGAAAUGUACGAGUCGGAAAGAAAAGCCUCUUUAAAACCAGACAGUAUUACUGAGCAAAAUGACAAUAUAAACAAGAAAAAAAAAACACAACAUGAACAUUUUAAAUUAACUAAUGAAGAUAUAUAUACAGAUGCAGAAGAACUUGGUAAAAUCCCUAGAAACAUUGUGUCACCUUUUCUGCUGAAAAAAGAUGUUAGAGUUGUAAAGAGCCAACAUGAUCAAGCUAGCAUGUCACCAAAAUCCUGCUACUUUACCAUGGAAAGUACACUAAAUACAACCGCAGAGAAUGGUUUAGACUUCUACUUUUUGGGAAACUCACCAACAGAGGUUAAGCAGGUUAAUGAACCAGGACAGACUGUAUCGCCAAAUAAUUUGAGAGAAACAGGGGUGGAAUGCUGUUUUUUAAGUGGUCAGGAAUACAUGCUAGAUAGCCUUAAGCAGCCGUUAAAGUCUACCAAAUCGCAACAAGAGCUACCCUUUAUGGACAGCCCAGCAAGGUCAAAUGGAUUAGAUUUUGACAAACAGUUACAUCAGACAAAUGAAAACCAACAGCCAUCAAUGUCAAAUGGAUUAGAUUUUGACAAACAGUUACAACAGGAAAAUGAAAACCGAGUGCCCUCAGUCUCAAAUCACCUUUCUACCAACAAUAUCAGCAUUACUACAGUCGACGUCUUUAAAGUGAAAGAGAUAUCAGCAGGGGAAUCACCAACGUAUUUGCUUGCAUCCUCAAAUAUUCAAAAUGAAGGCUGUUCAUUCAUCCCACAACAAGAAGAAAGGUUUUGUAUGGUGAACCCUUCAUCUGAAGGCAGAAAGGGCUUACAAGCUAGCACUGCUGAACCAACUGAUGACUCACCUGAAAAUUCUAAAGUUUUUAUGGAAAGAAAAAAGACAAAGGAUAUUAUUGAACCAGUAUUUAUUUCUAGAAGCAAUAAUGGCCAAAAUGGGCUACCCAAACCUCCAAAAGUCUUACCAAAAUCUGAAAAAGCAGUUCAAAAAGCGAUUAAACUUACAAACAGAAGGAUGAAAAAGGAUGAGUCCCAGAGGUUGACGCAAAAAUUAUCUCAAAGCAGCGGAAAACACAGGGCAGAAGAUAUGAGGAAUAAUAAAUCAGAGCAGAAAAACAGUGGCAGUGCCAAAACAUGCAGUAAUAAUAAAAGAAAAAAUUAUGACAAUAACCAUACUGCAAAACACCAUAGCAACGACAGCCAUGUUCAGGAUGAAUGCCAUUCAGCCAACCACAAUCAAAAUGAAGUAGAAACAAACCACAAGAGCUGGAGACAGAGACAGGAUUCCAAGGAAGGCAAUUACCAAAGAGCAUCUGAACCAACCAAUCUAACAUCAGAAAGACAAAUUCACACCACUGACAGUUAUGCCAAAGAAAAGCCAGAUUGUAAGGAUUAUAAUACUGACAGCAUCAUUAGUAAUGUGCCGGUGUACAAAGUUCAUGUCAGUGAGAGGCCUAUGUCAAAAAGGCCUUUCAAUCGAUCACAGAGUAUUGAUAGAUACCUGGGAAGCCAAGAAGAGCAUAGGUUUAGCACAAAUCUGCCAAUCAGUGAGAGACUUGAACCAAGGACUCUGCAUAUUGAAAACUCAAUCAAGCAUGAUAUUCAACAGAGAGGCAGAGCCAAAGAAAAGCCAAACAAAGGCCUACCCCUAAGAAGAAGCCAAAGUACUGAUGCAUACAACACUAAUAGAACACCUCUAUACAGACAGUCUAACCACACAGGUCAGUUUUCUUGUCAGUCUAGCAUGGACCAUGCUGUUCUUACACAGUCUCUCCCUAUAACCCAACGAAAGCUCCUUCAGGAUCCAGACUCAGGGCAAUACUUCUUUGUUGACCUGCCAGUUCAAGUCAAGACAAAAACUUUCCUUGAUCCUGCGACAGGAGGCUAUAUCCAGCUGCCAGUACAACAACCGGAUGGUGGUGUUCCUCAAGCACCCAAAUUAGAAGUUUUAACUUCUCCACUGGUUGUUUAUCAUAGUUUUGUACCGGUCCCUUUAUCCCCCAUGGCUCAGAAAGCCAACAUACAAGCAUCUCAUGUGGAACCAAGAGGAUUACAGCAUAGACAACAGGAAAUGGCAAGACACAUUAAAGAGGGACGUCAAGAUUUAAUGUUAGCCGAAUUUCUGGACACCGAAGAGCUAAACUGACCUGGCUGAUGGGCCCUUUGUUUGACCCUUUGUUUUUUUGUUAAGUUUGUUGAAUUCCAGGAUUUAUCCUUGAGAUGUUCUGUCUUGGUCAGUGGUGUCAAAAGUUCACACAUUUGUUACUUAAGUA
Cyprinodon variegatus (sheepshead minnow) is the source of this 6242-nucleotide messenger RNA. Its product is annotated as chromosome unknown open reading frame, human C10orf71. The transcript is spliced from 2 exons. Gene Ontology annotation, biological process: positive regulation of calcineurin-NFAT signaling cascade. The coding region runs from base 260 to 6115 and encodes 1951 amino acids. NCBI's taxonomy places the organism in Eukaryota, Metazoa, Chordata, Actinopteri, Cyprinodontiformes, Cyprinodontidae. Gene Ontology annotation, cellular component: Z disc. The record is from RefSeq and is a predicted model, not a curated record.